AUGCCAAGGGAGAAGCCGUUUCGUGUAGACCCAUGUAUCGGCUCAGCUGAGUGGGACAAGAAAUACUUGCUGGUGCAGCUCGCGAUCGCGCGCCGCGAGGGACACUUCGUGCAGCCUGCGAAACUAGGCUGGCAAGCUUUUGGAGAGAGGUACGAUGAGCAUUGCGCUGUGCGGAUCGACUGCAGCAUCUUCGUGACCCAAGGCCGUUUGGGUUCGUUCAGAAAAAGAGACGACCGAGGGGCCCACAUUGUCGAUCGUCUAGAUGCUGGAGCAGAGAAAAGAGAUACCCUAGGCGGCGAUGAGGACAGGGGGAUCCCUCUUUGUAUGUGCGAAAAUAAAGCCUCUAACGAAGACCAAGCGCCGCCAGAACCAGAACGUCAAAGCUCGACAGAAGAAUCGACGCCAGAAGCCAGCGAUGAUGAGCAUCAUAGUUCUCAGGAUGAAGCGGUUGGACCAAGUGCGCCGAUGUUGCCAACACCAACGGCCGGCAAGUCAUCCAACACCAGGCUCGAGCCUUCACUGGAGGCCAACACCCAAGUUUCAGUAGAUCAAGUGCGUGAGCCAAGAUAUCAUCAGCCCACGCUUCGUUCGUCUCGAACGGUUCGAAGCUCAUUCAUUUCGCGAAACGAGCUCCCGAGAUCAGAGUACAACACACUGCUUGCGGUCGCGAGGAGCAACGACCUGAACGAGACGAACGACUCCGUAGCAGACUUGAAAUUUGAAAGUCUUAUGCACGCCCUGAGUGGCGUUGAGGAUUCGCCAGCUGUUGCACCACAUCUAUACCGGCGAUGGUCCAGUUCGCAGGAGAAACCCGAGCGCUACAUCUGUCCGAAGAACUGGCGAGAUUGUCACUGA
Molecule: messenger RNA, 855 nt
Organism: Lecanosticta acicola
Lineage: Eukaryota; Fungi; Ascomycota; Dothideomycetes; Mycosphaerellales; Mycosphaerellaceae
Source: the annotation of a GenBank genome assembly